AUGAAUAUGGAAUUAUAUCAUUCUCUCUAUCAUCCAGCAGCUGCUACCUCUGUGAACACAGCCAAUAGCAAUUCUAAUCUUCUUCUCUACACAGCACCCACACAACCAGUGGAAUCAACCUCCUCUUCGUCCUCGUCAUCACCAAAUCAUCUUGACCUUGUCAACUCCAUCCACCCAAAUACCACACAAAUGCAACACCUCUUGUCGACAGCUUCUAAUAGUUAUCCAUUGACAGCUUUAAUGCUGGAAAAGCAACAGCAACAUUCCUUGUACACUUCCACACCAUCUGCAUUCCAUCACCCAGUGCACAGCAAUCCAUAUUUCCAUCAUCAUCAACUUUCUCAUAAUUUGCUUCAAAACCCACAACAAUUGUUUGUUUUAAAUCAACAACAGCAACAUCAUCAGCAACAAGCUGCUUUGUGUGAAAACAUGUUAAGCAGCAACAAUGCAGAUUUCCUUAGUUUGGACAUGGAUGAAGCACUCUUUUCUCACAUCCAACAACUUCAGGAGUUGACAGCUUCACAACAACCACAACAAUCUCUCCAAGUGAAUCAUUUACCACAACCACAUCACCAACACAUUCAGUUGCAUUCUCAACCAAAUGCUGCCAUGACCACACUCUCGUACAAGGCCAUUGCUCAACAACGAUUGAUCCAACAGCAGCAACAACAAUUACAACAUCAUCAACAGCAAUCAAGAGUGAGUAGCAUCACUCAGUCACCUCCUCCAACGUCAUCCAUGACCAACUCAUCACCAAGCAACAAUCUCUCUCAACCAAAUUUGGACGAUCAGUCGUCAGAACACUGCAACACUGCAUCCUCCAACGACGCUUGGCAAGUUGAAUGGCUCGAUUCCAAGCGAGAACACGAAUGGGAAUUGGGUGAAUUUCCUCAAUUCAAAGCAUGCAAGAAACGAAAAGAGUUUUUCACCUCUCAAUUCGAAACUAUAUGGUACAAAAUUCCAUACAAGUAUCACAUGCUCAUGAAGAUGAAUAGCUUUGGUAAUGAUUAUGUGAGUGCUGCAACCCUCACGACUCAGAAUGCCAAACAGCCUUCACGAAAAGCUCUCAACGAAUUGAAUAAGAAUAAGGUCAAGUGUAGAGUUGAGAUUUGCUUUGAAGAUGGUUCUCCAGUGUUGCCAGGAGAUGGCCAACCUUGUUGCAUGUCCAACACUGAACAUGCAUUCGAUGGUAUGAAUUUGAAAUUGGGUCCAUUCCAAUUCAAUAUUUGUUCCUACAAGUAUGGAUACAAAAAGUUUAGAUUGCUCGUGAUCUUGUCGGUUCGAGAAGGAGCUAAUACCAACUCAACCAAUUAUAAGGAUGUUGUGGUUUUAAAGUCGCCUCCUUUCGUCAUCAAAUCCAAGAAGCCAAUUGCAAGACCUGGUUCUAAAAAGCAAAUGCAACAAGCACAAGAUCAAUCAGCACCACCAUCGAGCAGUGCUAGCCCAACCAGUUCCAAUGAGGCUGAGGACUCUCCACAAACAACCCCAACAACAACUACUCCUGUCCUCUCUCCAGAAGAGUCCACCACUACUCCAACUUGUGGAUCUCAAAAACCUUCGUUGACGAUUUCCGCCUCAAACAAGAAGGGUGCAAAGAGAACUCGCGAUCAAUAUCAAGAAAACAGCUCAACCUCCACUCCAUCUUCUUCGUCGUAUGUGGCUGCUUCUCAAUCACCCUUCUCAGCAUCCAACAUGUUUGCAUCGAAUUUGUUUGAUACUUGCGAGAGUUUGAAGUUACAAGGAAAUUACUCUCCAGAACAACAUACCUUAAUGGAACAACAAUUAUUAACGCUUCUUCUUGGCUCCAUGAAUCCAUCUCCACUGAAUUUGGCUAAUGUGGUUGCUACUCCUGUAAAUAUGCCAAUGUGUGAGCAUGUAGUACAUGAUUUCUCGCAACCACCAACAUGGAACACCUAUGAAAGAGAAUUGAAGAAGAUGUGCAUGGCCAAGCAACAACCAACAGAUGUGAGUCAAUUAUUUGGUCUGAAAUAA
This is a messenger RNA of Naegleria lovaniensis, 1992 nucleotides long. RefSeq lists its product as uncharacterized. The coding region runs from base 1 to 1992 and encodes 663 amino acids. NCBI's taxonomy places the organism in Eukaryota, Heterolobosea, Eutetramitea, Acrasida, Naegleriidae. The transcript has a single exon. The record is from RefSeq and is a predicted model, not a curated record.